This is a messenger RNA of Amphibalanus amphitrite, 3309 nucleotides long. Its product is annotated as DNA repair and recombination protein RAD54-like. The transcript is spliced from 15 exons. Gene Ontology annotation, molecular function: ATP-dependent chromatin remodeler activity; ATP binding; DNA translocase activity. Lineage: Eukaryota; Metazoa; Arthropoda; Thecostraca; Balanomorpha; Balanidae. Gene Ontology annotation, biological process: double-strand break repair via synthesis-dependent strand annealing; reciprocal meiotic recombination. The coding region runs from base 365 to 2596 and encodes 743 amino acids. Gene Ontology annotation, cellular component: nucleus. The record is from RefSeq and is a predicted model, not a curated record.
CGCCGAUAUUUGUGCCGCUGGUGCCGCCGGCGGCGUUUUCCACAUUUUCGAAGCUGGCUGAAGUAAUUAUAUUUUCGUUUGUUUUCCAUUGUUGCCUGUUUUCCAUGCUAUGAGUAUAGUUGUAAGAACAACCUAACAGGUUUUGUCUUUUGUAAUUGUAAUCAAGCGUGGGCCGUGGCCGUGGGCAUUGGCAUUAGCGGUGGGAUAACUUGUGGCAUUUCAUUCUUAGAGGAUGUCAAGCUGAGGUGCAAUAAUUGAAUGGAUAAGAUUAAUGUAAGAGGAAGAAAGAAUUCAAAUUGCUGUGUUAGAUACACUAGAACUUCUGUAUUUUGCACCAGUUGCUACUUGAUAUAUUCACUUAGAAAUGCGUCGGAGUCUGGCGCCGAGUCAGUUCUCGGCGCUGAAGCGGCGCUCGGACGAGUCCUGCUCCCGGGCAUCUGGCAGGAAGCAGCCGGCGCUGGAAGAGGAUGGCGCCGCCGUGGUCCGCUCCCCGCUGCAGCCCAUUAACGUGCCGCUCGGCGCGUCGCCCACCGGACCCGUCUCUGACUAUGAGGCCCGUCUGCGUCAGAUCCUGUCUCGACCGUUCAAGAUCCCGAUCCCGAGUUACAACGGCGCGCGACUGGCGGACCGCCGACUGGGGGUGCGGCGCACGGGUGCGCGUCAGCCGCUGCACGACCCCGACGAGCCGGGCGCGCUGGUGCUCUACAGUCCGCCGCAGCUCAGCCAACACGAGCAGCUCACCAUGCAGGCUGACAAGCAGCUGGUACACGUGGUGGUGGAUCCGGCGCUAAGUAAUGUGCUGCGGCCCCAUCAGCGGGAGGGCGUCAAGUUCAUGUACGACUGCGUGACCGGGCGCCGGAUCGAGGGCAGCUUCGGCUGCAUCAUGGGCGACGAGAUGGGUCUGGGCAAGACGCUGCAGUGCAUCACCCUCAUGUGGACACUGCUGCGACAGAGUCCCGACUGCCGGCCCGAGAUCGAUCGCUGCAUUGUCGUCACACCCAGCAGCCUGGUCAAGAACUGGUACAACGAGAUCAGCAAGUGGCUGUCGGGCCGGGUCUCGGCGCUGGCGAUGGACGGCGGCGGACGGACGGAGGUGGUCCGACAGCUCGAGGGGUUCAUGACGCGCACCGGCCGCCGGCCCGUCAACCCCAUCCUCAUCAUCUCCUACGAGACGUUCCGCAUCCACGCGGCGCUGCUGCACCGCGGAGAGAUCGGACUCGUGCUCUGUGACGAGGGUCACCGUCUGAAAAACCACGAGAACCAGACGUACUCGGCACUGAUGAGUCUCAACUGCCGACGGCGUGUCCUGCUCUCCGGCACACCCAUCCAGAACGAUCUGCUCGAGUACUUCAGUCUGGUGCACUUCGUCAAUGAGGGCAUUCUGGGCACUGCGAGCGAGUUUAAGCGUAAGUUCGAGACGCCGAUCCUGCGGGGUCGUGAUGCUGACGCCACCGAUGACGAGCAUAAGAAGGGCAACGAGCGCCUCCAGGAGCUGCUGUCUAUCGUCAACAGGUGUAUCAUCCGCCGCACGGCAGCGAUUCUCUCCAAGUACCUGCCGGUGAAACAGGAGCUGGUGGUGUCCUGUCGUCUCACCGACUGCCAACUGGCGCUCUAUGACGCCUUUAUACGCUCGGACGCCGUGCGUCGGAGUCUGAUGGGACAGAAGGGCAGCGGUCACGGCAAAUCGACUCAGUCGGCGCUGUCCGCCAUCACCAGUCUGAAGAAGCUGUGCAACCACCCGGACCUGAUCUACGAGAAGGUCACUGAGCCGGGCAGUGAGCUGCGCCAUCUGCUGCAGCUCUAUCCAGACGGACACUCGACAAAACGCGUCCGUCCGGAGCUCUCCGGCAAGGUGUCGGUGCUGGACUACCUGCUGGCCCUGGUGAAGACGCAGACCAGCGACAAGGUGGUGCUCGUCUCCAACUACACGCAGACACUCGACCUGUUCGAGACCCUCUGCCAGAUGCGCAGCUACUGCUUCGUCCGGCUCGACGGCAGCAUGACCAUCAAAAAACGCGCCAAGAUAGUGGACCGGUUUAACGACCCCUCGUCUCCCGAGUUUAUCUUCAUGCUGAGCAGCAAGGCGGGCGGCUGUGGGCUGAACCUGAUCGGCGCCAACCGCCUGGUGAUGUUCGACCCCGACUGGAACCCGGCCAACGACGACCAGGCCAUGGCGCGCGUCUGGAGAGACGGACAGAAGAAGCCCUGCUUCGUCUACAGACUGCUGGCGGCGGGCACCAUCGAGGAGAAGAUGUUCCAGCGUCAGACGCACAAGAAGGCGCUCAGCUCGUGUGUCGUUGAUAACGAGGAAGACGUACAGAGACUGUUCAGCGUGGCGGAGCUGAAGGAGCUCUUCAAACGCGAGGACACCAUCUGUGAUACGCACGACAGGUUGAAGUGCACCCGAUGCGUGAACGGUACCCAGUUCCGCCCGCCGCCCGACGACGCCACCUGUAACGGCGACCUGUCCCAGUGGCACCACGCGGCCGCCGCCGGCCGCCGGCGCGUGCCCGACCCGCUGCUGAGGGCCGCCUGGGACGCCGGGGUACUGUUCGUGUUCCACCAGCGCAGCCACGACCAGCUGGUGACACCCUGAGGGGGGGAGGGUUCGCAGGGGGGAGGUGGGGACUGGGGAUGUUGGAAAGGAAGGGACCAUGGCUAAUGUAUGUUUCGGAGGCUUGAUGAGGUAGCUUUGGCUGUGGAGACGGACAAACGUGAAGACAGACGCAUUUGUGAGACUUCGUAGAUUAUGAUGAGUUUACCGAGCAUGAGCUCGUCUGAGGUCGUGGGUGCCUGAAAUCUCUAAAUGACUGUUGCACUUGAGGAACGUCUUUUGUGAUGUGUGGGGGAUGGGAGGGUCGGAAUGCUUGUGUCUUGUGGGUGACCGUCAGUCAUUACCUUAUGACGAGUAGUCUAGAGUAAAUGGUGAGCGAAUUCUUUUGUAACUGCGCAACGUGUCUCAUGUCUGAAUGAAACGACAUGCCCAUCGCCUAGUUCGAGUAUCAUUGGUCCAUGACGCCGAGAAGGCGAGAAGUAAUCGAGUCCAUCGUGCGACGCUAAGCGUAUCGAAUCGUCGAAGCAGGUGUCGUCGCUAACUGAACCGCAACACUGCCGUCUGUUGGCUGGCUCAACACUCAACAGGUCAUUGUUUUUGUUCUGUGCAUACCGUCUGUGUCACGCCAUUUAUUUGGACCACUCAGAAGCAAGUAUUUGUCUAGAUAUGUAGUGACGAUAUGUGUAAAGCUGCCAUUGAGACUGUGAAGCGGCACAAAUCUCAUGUGAUAUUUAAUAAAUGCUGUGUGUGAUGAA